This is a messenger RNA of Labeo rohita (rohu), 2624 nucleotides long. It is a transcript of the gene blk, whose product is annotated as BLK proto-oncogene, Src family tyrosine kinase. The coding region runs from base 403 to 1866 and encodes 487 amino acids. Gene Ontology annotation, molecular function: ATP binding; signaling receptor binding; non-membrane spanning protein tyrosine kinase activity. Gene Ontology annotation, cellular component: extrinsic component of cytoplasmic side of plasma membrane. Gene Ontology annotation, biological process: cell differentiation; innate immune response; cell surface receptor protein tyrosine kinase signaling pathway. The transcript is spliced from 15 exons. The record is from RefSeq and is a predicted model, not a curated record. Lineage: Eukaryota; Metazoa; Chordata; Actinopteri; Cypriniformes; Cyprinidae.
AGAGAGGAAAAAGAGGGAGGGGUAAGCUAAAUAAACACAACUACUGAUGUCUAGUUAUCUCUUUGAGCUAAUGCGGUCUCUCUGGGCAUAUGCCGGGCCUCAGAUGCAGAUUGAGUGUGUGUCUGCGGUAGAUGGACUGCCUGUAUGUCUUCGUAUAUAUGUUUGAGAGAAAAAACACUCCUUAUUUACUUCAGAAAUUAAGAACCUGAAUUUGGAUUAUUAAACAUAUGUAAGUGUGCUGAGGACACACAAAAUUGAUUAUUUUCAUCCAAUGGAAACCAUUUUCGUAUCAUAAGGCACCCAGUAUGAUGCAUUUAUCAAACUUUCUGGUUUUCUUCUGGACUGUUACUGAACUCAGAGUAGGGAAUUGGGGAGACUGACUGGGGAGACGGUGAAUAUAGGAUGGGUUGUGCUUGUAGUGACCAGUAUAAUCCCAAAGACUCUAGAGGGCAUGAACAUUUUAAUUCAAACUCCAACAAAUUUCAUCUGUCAAGAGAUCACAGGAGGCAAGACAACGAUCUAGAUGAAGACAUUGUUAUUGCUCAAUAUGACUUCCAGCCUGCUAGUGACAGUGACCUUCAGUUCAAAAAAGGCGACAAACUCAAAAUUAUUAAAGAGAAUGGUGAAUGGUGGUUGGCAAAGUCCUUGGUCACUGGUUAUGAGGGAUUUAUUCCGUCUACAUAUGUGGCAAAAGUACACACACUGGAGGUGGAGAGAUGGUUUUUUAAAGACUUGAGUCGCAGAGACACAGAGCGUCUUCUGCUGGCACCAGGAAAUAAACCUGGCUCAUUUCUUGUGAGAGAAAGUGAAACAACCAAAGGUGCUUUCUCUCUGUCUGUAAGAGACUCCACCCCGGAGCAAUGUGAUGUAGUAAAGCAUUAUAAGAUUCGAGCCCUUGAUAACGGUGGUUACUACAUCUCUCCCUCCACAACCUUUUCUUCUCUUCAAGAACUAGUGAAGUAUUACUCCAGGACAUCAGAUGGUUUGUGCCAAAAGUUAGGAAGUCCUUGUAAAACUGCUGACCCUCAGAGACCGUGGGCUCAAGAUGAGUGGGAGAUUCCCAGAGAGACUCUGAAGAUGGUGAAGAAACUUGGUGCCGGUCAGUUUGGAGAAGUGUGGAUGGGAUACUACAAAAACUCCCAGAAAGUUGCCAUCAAGACUUUGAAGGAAGGCACCAUGGAGCCGGCGGCUUUCCUACAGGAGGCUAAUCUGAUGAAGCAGCUCCAGCAUGAGAGACUGGUGAAAUUGCAUGCCGUAGUCACCAAAGAACCCAUCUAUAUCGUCACAGAAUACAUGGCUAAUGGAAGCUUGUUAGACUUUCUGAAGACGGAUGAUGGCCAUAAAUUAAAACUUCCCAAGCUGAUCGAUAUGGCUGCUCAAAUUUCAGAGGGAAUGGCUUUCAUAGAAAGGAAAAACUACAUUCACAGAGACCUGCGUGCCGCUAAUAUUCUUGUCUCUGAGACCCUGCACUGUAAAAUAGCAGACUUUGGCCUUGCCAGGAUCAUAGAAUCUGAAUACACCGCACAAGAAGGUGCAAAGUUCCCUAUUAAGUGGACGGCCCCUGAGGCCAUCAACUACGGUACUUUCACCAUCAAGUCAGACGUUUGGUCCUUUGGAGUUCUUUUGACAGAGAUCGUCACAUACGGCAGAGUACCGUAUCCAGGCAUGACGAAUCCGGAGGUGAUCCGCAACCUUGACAGGAAUUACAGGAUGCCUUGUCCAGAUGGAUGUCCAGAAGAGCUCUAUGACAUCAUGGUGAAAUGCUGGAAGGAAAGGCCAGAGAACAGGCCCACCUUUGACUACCUACAGGACACACUCAAUGACUUUUUCAUUGCUACCGAGGGCCAGUACGAGAUGCAACCUUAACCUCAAUAGAUGAACUGAAAAGGGGAUGCAGGAAAUACAUAUGGAAUGAAAGGAUGGACUAAACUCCGGACCAUAAUAUGGAUUAUGGGGAAUAUACUCAAGCAACAACAGUGGAUCCUUGUAUAUUAGUAAAUAUUUUUUUACACAUACUGUAUGUCAAUUUUGUUAAGGUUUAGUGAAUUUCUAAUAUUUGGUUUGUCUUGUGGGCUUCUUGGGGUAUUUCAUAAUUCUUUAAAGAUGAAGUGUGUGCUUUUUUUAGCUAAGUUACUUUUUUUUCUAUCACAGCUGUACGUAUUGUUUGAUUCCCCUUGAACACUGUGGCUCUGAACAUUGCUCUGUUUGUUUGAGCAUUUGACCAACCCAGCACAACAUCAUUGGCCUAACCAAUGAGAUUGGGGCGGGGCUAUCUGUUUAUCCAGCCAAUUGGAGAACAGGUGUUUUGCCAGAUAUUAUUUAUGCAAUUCAGUUUGGUGAUUUUAUUCACACAGAAAUCACACACUUCAGGUUGAAGGAGUUCACUUCCAAAACAAAGAUUCACAUAUAAUGUACUCACCCAUUGUCAUCCAAGAUGUUCGUGUCUUUCUUUCUUCAGUCAUAAAGAAAUUAUAUUUUUUGAGGAAAACAUUUCAGGAAUUAUCUCCAUAUAGCAGUUUCAAAGGGCUCUAAAUGAUCCCAGCCGAGGAAGAAGGGUCUUAUCUCGUGAAAUGGCCAUUUUCAAAAAAAAAAAAAAAAAAAUAUAUAUAUAUAUUUUUUUUUUU